AACAGGAUUUUCCAAAAUAAAUCAAUAAAAAUAAUUGAAAAAGAAUUAUGCUAUGCAAUAAACAUUUGGAUAUUUCAAUCAUAGAAGAAAUGACCAUCAUUUUAUGCAUUUUCAGCAAGAAUUUCUUUUUGUUUUCAAAUAUUAGAAAAAUAACAACCGCAAGAUGAGGAUUAAAAUUUAUAAUCUCGAUAUGAUUAGCUCAUCGAUUGCUAUAUUUUUAUUAUUUGUGUCCUUAUCAUCAAUUACGAUGGCACAAUCAAAUGAUUUAUGGUCAAUGAUACGAAAUUUUGAUCGAUAUAUUCCGGUUUUUGGUUCCUGUGAUCGAAUUGUGUAUGCUGGAGUGGCUAAUUGUAUGAACAAUUUUGGUCCAUCAAGAAUAUCGAAAGGAAGCUGUUGUGCAUAUCGAAAAUAUCGUGCCUGUAUACAAGGUCUAAAAGAUGGCCAUAAUUUUGCUGUUGCACGUGACCGUUGUCCACCACGUUCAUUAUCGAUGCCAGUCGUAUGGGCUGUAUCUGAUCGUUUAAUCGGUUUGCCAUUAAGUUCAUGUCCAAGUAAUUCUUGCCGUAGCAGCAAACCAAAACAAGGAUGAUAUUUUAUUCAUUUAAUUUUAUCUUAGAAAAUUUUCAAAUAACAAAUGGAUGAAAUAAAUAAAAUUUGUUUUUUGU
This is a messenger RNA of Dermatophagoides farinae (American house dust mite), 665 nucleotides long. RefSeq lists its product as uncharacterized. Lineage: Eukaryota; Metazoa; Arthropoda; Arachnida; Sarcoptiformes; Pyroglyphidae. The record is from RefSeq and is a predicted model, not a curated record.